Molecule: messenger RNA, 650 nt
Organism: Annulohypoxylon maeteangense
Lineage: Eukaryota; Fungi; Ascomycota; Sordariomycetes; Xylariales; Hypoxylaceae
Exons: 2
Coding region: 172-600 (142 amino acids)
Source: RefSeq, a predicted model, not a curated record
AAGGCGACUCUCUGUUGCUACCCAAAUGUAGAUAUCGUCGUAAAUCGUAAAAGGAGCGUGAGGUGGUCGGUCUAUAUAAUUCGAUAUCCUGAGAAAAGGAGUGUCUAUUUGGGUAUCUUCGAUAAAUGUCGUAAGGAGCGUCGUAAGUUUGAUCAUUAUGCAAUACGUAUUAUGCGUUUCGUGCAACAAAAAGGACUGUGGGGCAUCAUUGUGUCGAUACUGGACAUGUUGGUUUCUUUGAAUCCUGUCAAAGGAGCGUGGUAUACAAUUGCGUCUGUGGUAAAAGUCGAAAAAGGAGUAUUAAAUUUGUUUCGGGAAGAGUCGGGCUUCUGGGUCGUGAGGGUGAGUCAUCAUUCUUGCUCUCUCUUGAUUGGAAAAGGAGCCGAAGAAACGGAAGAAUGUUGCCGAUGGUGGUGCGGGAACAUCUGUGACGACAAAAAGGUGGGUGACGGUGCCGAUAGAGAAAGGGGAGUGGUUGAUUCCAUGGGAGGGCCGUGCCAUUGUUCGGGGUUGAGGAACGGCGAGGGAGCAUGGCGAAAGGCCGGAGAUGGUAAAGCGGUGGAAUCCAUCCGUUGUGUGGGAAGUUCAAGCGUAAAGUAAUUGGAGGACGAAGAUGCAUUGGUGUUCCUGAGCGGCAAGGUUAAUCACUU